This is a messenger RNA of Lotus japonicus, 2966 nucleotides long. RefSeq names its product pollen receptor-like kinase 3. The transcript has 2 exons. The record is from RefSeq and is a predicted model, not a curated record. Bases 302 to 2398 code for a protein of 698 amino acids. Gene Ontology annotation, biological process: protein phosphorylation. Lineage: Eukaryota; Viridiplantae; Streptophyta; Magnoliopsida; Fabales; Fabaceae. Gene Ontology annotation, molecular function: protein binding; ATP binding; protein kinase activity.
UUGAUUUAUACCCACAGAAACAUUAGCACAAUACUGGUUACUUAUAAUUAUCACCAAAGGAUGAUAACGGUUUUUAACUUUUCUUGACAUGUUCAACCAAAUUUCCAAUUCUCUCUCUUCCCUAAAACCUCUCAUUGUGAGGUUCUCUUAACAGAAACCCCACACCAUGCAUGCAUGGAGGGGUUACAAAAAAACUAAGGAAAAAGAAAAACGAAAAAAUAGCUGAAGGAAUGACCAGAGGAAAAAAAAAAUCACAAUCACAUUCCAUAGUUGCCUGAAACGCCAAAUUUUCAGCUAAGUUAUGGCCGCGGCUCCGCCGUCUCUCUUCUUCAUUAUCAUCACCGCCACCACCACUAUCAUCAUCACAUUGCCACUGGUAGUACAUUCCAUAUCAGAAGCUGAAGCGUUGCUGCGUCUCAAAAACUCGUUCUCUAAUGCUCAAUCUCUUGAUACCUGGGUUGCUGGCUCCGUUCCUUGCACUGAAGAUGAUAAUUGGGAAGGUGUUGUUUGCUACAAUGGCCUUGUCACCGGGCUUCGCCUUGAACAAAUGGGGCUGUUUGGGGAAAUUGAUGUUGAUGCGUUGCUCGAACUCCAGGGUCUUCGAACUUUAAGCUUUAUGAGCAAUUCAUUCUCAGGUUCCAUCCCGCAACUCAAUCGAAUUGGUUUCUUGAAAGCCAUUUAUUUGUCAGGGAAUAAGUUUUCAGGGGAAAUUCCUCAGGACUACUUCGCUGGAAUGAGGUCUUUGAAGAAAGUAUGGCUUUCUGAUAACCAAUUCGCAGGGAAGAUUCCAGUAUCUUUGGUAGAUAUUCCUCAGCUUAUGGAGUUGCAUCUUGAAAACAACCAGUUUAGUGGAACAAUUCCAGACCUGAAGAACCCUUCUCUGGUGAAACUCAAUGUUUCCAACAAUAAAUUGGAGGGUGAAGUUCCAGCUAGUUUGUUGAGAUUCGACGAUACCUCGUUUCAAGGGAAUUCUGGUAUUUGUGGUGAGAAAUUUGGCUCAUGUGAGAAGCCAAAGGAGAACACAACUGCACCGAAUAAUGCUGAGCCGAACAACAAUGGUGGUGGUGGUAUUGUUGUGCCUGAGGAAAAUAAGAGUUGGGGUGGCUCGAUGGAGAUUGCUGCGUUUGUGUUGGCGAGUGUAGUGGUUAUCUCACUUGUUGUCAUUUGCAUUGUGAAAUCAAUGAAAAAGAAGGAGAAAGAGAAAGAUUUUGAUAUAAUUGGGCAUCAAGUUAACGAAGGUGCAGUUGAAGUUCAAGUAACUGCUCCUGUGAAAAGAGAAGCGGAACCAGUGAGAAAACAUUCAUCAAGCAGAAGGGGAUCUUCAUCUUUCCACGGUGUGAAGGGUGUUGGAGAAGUUGUGAUGGUGAAUGAGGAGAAGGGUGUUUUUGGGUUGCCGGAUUUGAUGAAGGCGGCCGCAGAGGUGCUGGGAAAUGGAGGAUUUGGAUCGUCCUACAAAGCUGUGAUGACGAAUGGAGUAGCGGUGGUGGUGAAGAGGACAAGAGAGAUGAAUUCACUGGGAAAAGAUGAAUUUGAUGCAGAGAUUAGGAAGCUUGGAAAUAUGAAACACUGGAAUAUCUUGGCUCCUUUAGCUUAUCAUUACAGAAAGGAUGAGAAACUAGUGAUCUCUGAGUAUGUUCCCAGAGGCAGUCUACUCUAUUUGCUGCAUGGUGAUAGAGGACCAUCACACGCUGAACUGGAUUGGCCUGCUCGUUUAAAGAUUGUAGGAGGAAUUGCUGAUGGGAUGCAUUAUCUUCACACAGAACUUGCUUACUCAGAUCUACCUCAUGGAAAUCUCAAGUCCAGCAAUAUUCUACUUGGACCAGAUUAUGAACCAUUGCUUGUAGAUUAUGGGUUUGUCCAUCUUGUUCACCCUUCAAAUGCUCCACAAGCAUUAUUUGCUUAUAAGGCUCCUGAAGCAGCACAACAUGGCCAAGUUUCACCUAAGUGUGAUGUUUAUUGUUUUGGGGUUGUCAUACUUGAGAUACUCACUGGAAAGUUUCCUUCUCAAUAUCUUAGCAAUGGCAAGGGCGGAACUGAUGUAGUGCAAUGGGUUGCCUCAGCAAUUUCUGAGGGAAGGGAAGCAGAGUUACUUGAUCCUGAAAUUGCAAAUUCUAGAAAUUCAAUGGGUGAAAUGGAGAAGCUCCUUCAUAUUGGUGCAGCUUGCACUGAAAGUAACCCUCAGAAGCGAUUAGACAUGGCGGAAGCAGUUAGAAGGAUAGAGGAGAUAAAAGGCAAAGGUGGUCAAGAAUCUAGAACAAUAGAGGUGUUGCCAUCUCCCACAGAUGGCUAUGCAGAAUCUCAAAUGUUUGAUAACCAAGGGCACGGUGUCCAAUCACAGAGGAGACAUGAAUCAAACAGCUUUGGAAGCCAGGAUAAAUUGGAAUUUGGCAUCUCCUAAUUAACAGAUAGUUAACAAUUUAGGUACAAAGUGUGUCUUUAUUGGAAGAGGAUGUGUCAUGAUUGUCUCUUGGAAUUCAUAGAAAGAGAAUAGCAUAUUUGGAUGAGGGACAUGAGAAAUUUGGCACAUACCUUCUCUUUGAAGCUUGAACAUAUAGAUCAGGGACAUGGCAGGUAAGUUUACUGAUAUCUAGGACAAAGCUUUGUAGGAGUUUCAGAAUUACUUUCUCUGUCCUGUUUUUUUUUAUUAUUGUAAAUCUUUUAGUCACUGAUAUAAGACAUUUCUAUAAUACUCCCUCCCCUACUAAUAUCUUUGGUUGCAUCGCCUUAAAAACCUAUGAGAACUGGGAUUAAGACUUCUUGCAAUAUUUGAUGAAAGAUCACAAUCCACUAACCAAAUAAAAGGUGAUGAGGAGGCAGCCUACAUGUUGGUCAAUGAAAGUCCAGAAUUAGUUACUGAUAAAUUGGGUUUGUUCAAUUGGUAAAUGUAAUUUUGUGAUUGGUCAGAGAUAAUUGUUUUUACACAUCACUGGUUAUGUGUGAUUUAACUAAAUUAAUUUGAAUAAAUU